Messenger RNA from Quercus lobata, 1388 nucleotides. Its product is annotated as Plastid-lipid associated protein PAP / fibrillin family protein. The coding region runs from base 258 to 1112 and encodes 284 amino acids. The transcript is spliced from 7 exons. Lineage: Eukaryota; Viridiplantae; Streptophyta; Magnoliopsida; Fagales; Fagaceae. The record is from RefSeq and is a predicted model, not a curated record.
ACCAUUCUUUGGAACCUUUCUCUCAAAGUCUCAACCUACCUUUUCAAUAUUCCCUUUCCCGGUAAGACGUUUGGUGUAGCUUUAAAAAAAGAAAAAAAGACGUUUGGUGUAAAUUUAAUUAUGUCAAAACUACAACCAAAUUUGAACUUCACCAUUCACUGUUGUUGUUGUUGACCGUUCUAUAAAAACCUAGAAUUCUCUCCCUCACUCGCUCGCUCGCUCGCUCACUCACUCACUCACUCUUCCUUCUAAUUUCAAUGGCGUCCGUACAACAACAAGCCUCAUUCCCUGCUGCAAUCUCUGCAAUCCGUACUCGCAACCCGUACUCGUCUUCCUCUUUCACACCUUCUCCGCCGCUGGUUUCAUUCGCUGCUAAGUCGCCGGAGACUUACCGGAAACGCGUUGGCCGGAGAUUCGACUGCAGAGCUAUGGUUCAGCAGGCCGUACAAGGAGCUCCCGCCGCCUAUGCCAAGGAAAUGGAGAGGCUUUCCGCUAAAGAAUCCCUUCUUCUCGCCUUUAAAGAUUCUGGGGGUUUUGAAGCCUUAGUAACUGGUAAGACGACUGAAAUGCAGCGCAUUGAUGUGAAUGAGAGGAUAACUGGUCUGGAGCGGCUCAAUCCGACACCUAGACCAACAACGUCGCCCUUUCUGGAAGGUAGAUGGAAUUUUGAGUGGUUUGGGUCUGGAAGUCCAGGAUUAUUUGCUGCUAGAAUUUUAUUCGAGAGAUUUCCUUCGACUUUGGCUAAUUUGUCAAAAAUGGACGUGGCGAUCAAGGAUGGAUAUGCCAAGAUUACAGCAAACUUGAAAUUAUUGAACUCGAUAGAAAGCAAAUUUAUUCUUUCCACCAGGUUAUCUGUGGAGGGACCACUACGAAUGAAGGAGGAAUAUGUUGAAGGGAUUCUUGAGUCCCCAACAGUUAUUGAAGAAACGGUACCAGAACAGCUAAAAGGUGCACUUGGCCAGGCAGUUAACACAAUGCAACAAAUGCCUGUUCCUAUUCGGGAUGUCAUUUCCAGUGGGCUGACAAUUCCUCUAAAUGGAGCCUUCCAAAGACUAUUUAUGAUUUCUUAUCUUGACGAGGAAAUACUUGCAUGGUGGUGGUGGCUGCAGUGAUGGUGUGGUGGCACUGGAGACAGUGGGUGGUAGUGUGGGAGGUGGAAUGGUAAUCUUGGUGUUGGCAAUACGAAGGAGUGGAGAGGGUGAGGGCACAACGGAAUGGCAGAAAAGAUCUUGAACCUUUUGAAUUGUUUUACCUUGACCACAAAAAAAUGUUUUUAAUUGGCUUUCAUAUUUUGUUGUACCAAAUAUUAGAAAAUAUUUUUCCUGAAACAAUUGGGGCAUUGCUGCGACAUAAAAUAGAGUGAUUAGAGUUCUUAAUCUUUGCUUUAA